Molecule: messenger RNA, 885 nt
Organism: Plasmodium yoelii
Lineage: Eukaryota; Apicomplexa; Aconoidasida; Haemosporida; Plasmodiidae
Product: PIR protein
Exons: 3
Coding region: 1-885 (294 amino acids)
Source: RefSeq, a predicted model, not a curated record
AUGAAUGAUACUCUAUGUGGACACUUUGAUUUAUUGGGGAAGUGUUUACCCGAUGAAUUAGGAAACCGCGCAACAGUCGAACUUAGUACUAUUAAAAAUUACAAAAAUUACUGCCCUAGUGAAAACUGCGAUACUGAUCUUGAAAAAAUUACGAUUGGAUUUUUGUGGUUACUUGAACAAUAUUUUACUGAAUACCCAAUUAAAGGUAAUAAUGAAUAUAAUACAGAACCAUUUUUUAUAUAUAUUAUUUUAUGGUUAAGUAACAAAUUAAAGCAAAACAAAGGGCACAAUACCACCACAAUAAACGAUUUUUAUACUAAUCAUGUAAAAAAUAAUAAUAAAUAUAAUAAAUUUAUAAAAGAAGCCUAUACAAUUUCAGGUAUUGAGGAAUUCAUAAAUAAACAAAAAGAUUUGUUUAAUAUUAAUAUUGAAAAUCUGUCUAAAUUUUAUGAUGCAUCUAAAUUAAUAUGUAGUAUGUAUGGUAAUUUUGCAACGAAUAUAAAUAAGGAUUCACUGUUAAAUAAUGCGAAUGAAUUUGUUAUAAAAUAUCAAGAACUUGAUGGAGAUUCUAAUAAUACUAGUGACAGUUCACGUAAACAAAUAUUGUCUGCUUUAUCAACUGAUUAUGGUACUUUAAGAAGUAAACGUAAUGAUAUUACAUUUCUUCCAGAGAUAACAGCAAAAAUUUCUGCACUAAGAUCUGGAUAUACAUUAUCAAGUUCGUCGAUAGGAAACAGAUUAUUUACAGUUUUAUCGAUAUUUGGUGCAAUAGCAUUUUUUUUAGGAAUUUCUUAUAAGUAUUCGUUAUUUGGAUUUCGGAAACGAUUUCAAAAACAAAAAUUAAGAGAAAAAAUAAAAAAUAUAAAGAAGAGAAUGAAUCAUUAA